Molecule: messenger RNA, 1149 nt
Organism: Exophiala bonariae
Lineage: Eukaryota; Fungi; Ascomycota; Eurotiomycetes; Chaetothyriales; Herpotrichiellaceae
Exons: 5
Coding region: 1-1149 (382 amino acids)
Molecular function (GO): zinc ion binding; oxidoreductase activity
Source: RefSeq, a predicted model, not a curated record
AUGCCUCUUACAAUCCCUAGCAGCAUGUACGCGUGGCGUAAGCAUAGAGGCAACGCUGACCCUGUGUGGGAAGAGGUUCCUGUCCCUUCAACACCACCUACAGGCUUCUUGUGCAAGAUGAUCGCAUCGGGCGGUAGGUUUUCAGAGCUGCCCUUCAGACCAAUUCUCCAUCCGGAGGAUGAGAAGGCUAAUAUUCUGAAUGUCCUACUAGUCUGCCAUAGUGAUCAUUCGCUCCUUACAAAUGACAAACAACGCCCUUGGUUCCAGGAGAAAUAUACCUUAGGACAUGAGGGGUGCGGCGAGAUCAUCAAGAUAGGUCAACGCGUCCAAGAUACGAGGUUCAAAAUUGGAGACAAAAUUGCGCUACUUGCCGUGCCGGGAUGUGGACAAGAUGCCUGUGUCGAGUGCUCAAGAGACCUUGCGCAACUAUGUCAGCACGGCCACCACUCUGGUAUCGGACAAGAUGGCUUCUAUGCGCCAUAUGCUGCGAUCGAUGUACGAGGGGCUGUCCCAUUGCCCCAGAACGUUACACCGUCAGCAGCCGCGGUAGCCACGGAUGCCGUAACAACGGCAUAUCAUGCCAUUACGCGACGUGGGAAGGUCACCCGCAACGAGACAGUCUUUCUCUUUGGGCUUGGAGGCCUCGGGUUCAAUGCCUUGCAGAUAAUCAAGCACAUAGGUGCGAGAGUAAUUGUAUCGGAUAUCAGGCAAGAACGACUCGAUGCCGCCGCAAGGUUGGGAAUACCACGUGAAGACCUGGUACCUGCUGGCAGUUCGGUCCAAGAUUUCAUAAGAGAACGAGGUUUGGAAAACAAGAUUGACACGGUCCUAGAUUUCGUCGGCACACAUCAAACUUUCGAGGACGCACAGCAGAUUGUCCGGAUUGCUGGUAAAUUGGUAUGCAUCGGCACUUUGGAUCUAGAGAAUACGGUACACAUGAAAAUAGGCAUUCGCAAGCGACUGAGUAUUGUAUUCUCCUACGGGGGACAGCUACGCGACUUGGAAGAUGUUCUUGCGUUGAUAGCAAUGGGUGCUAUUGAACCCUACGUGGAAGACAUGGGUCUCGAUGAUUUCCCACGAGUACUGAAGGACCUUUGUGAUGGGAAAAUCAAAGGUCGGAUUGCACUUUUACAGAAACAGGAUAGAUAG